This is a messenger RNA of Microcebus murinus (gray mouse lemur), 6947 nucleotides long. NCBI's taxonomy places the organism in Eukaryota, Metazoa, Chordata, Mammalia, Primates, Cheirogaleidae. The record is from RefSeq and is a predicted model, not a curated record.
AUGGGCUUAGAAGUCGGAGGGCUGAAGUUGUGGGAUACCAGGGAAGGAAAGCCUAAAUCUAUACUCGAACAAGAAGCCUUGGUUCCCCAGUGUGGUUUUUGGUUUUGUUUUUUAGUUGGGAGUUUGUUGUGUUAUUUGACCAAGGAUAGUGCUGACUGCCUCUGGCUUAUACUUCUCUUUCGAAGUUUAUUUUAUGUUUUGUUGUGGUUUUCAGAUUUCUCAUGGUUUGGAUUUGGGAAAGUAAAAUCAAGACAAGGUGUUGGCCCAGCUUCAGUUAUCAGCAAUGACGACGACUCUGCCAGCCCACUGCACCACAUCUCCAAUGGGAGUAACACUCCAUCUUCUUCAGAGGGUGGCCCUGAUGCCGUUAUUAUUGGAAUGACCAAGAUCCCUGUCAUUGAAAAUCCCCAGUACUUUGGCAUCACCAACAGCCAACUCAAGCCAGACACAUUUGUUCAGCACAUCAAGCGACAUAACAUUGUUCUGAAAAGGGAGCUAGGCGAAGGAGCCUUUGGAAAAGUUUUCCUAGCUGAAUGCUAUAACCUCUGUCCUGAACAGGACAAGAUCUUGGUGGCAGUGAAGACGCUGAAGGACGCCAGCGACAAUGCACGAAAGGACUUCCACCGUGAGGCUGAGCUGCUGACCAACCUCCAACAUGAGCACAUCGUCAAGUUCUACGGCGUCUGCGUGGAGGGCGACCCGCUCAUCAUGGUCUUUGAGUACAUGAAGCACGGGGACCUCAACAAGUUCCUCAGGGCACACGGGCCUGACGCCGUGCUGAUGGCCGAAGGCAACCCGCCCACGGAGCUGACGCAGUCGCAGAUGCUGCACAUAGCCCAGCAGAUCGCCGCGGGCAUGGUCUACCUGGCGUCCCAGCACUUUGUGCACCGCGACCUCGCCACCCGGAACUGCCUGGUCGGGGAGAACCUGCUGGUGAAAAUCGGGGACUUCGGCAUGUCCCGGGACGUGUACAGCACUGACUACUACAGGGUCGGUGGCCACACGAUGCUGCCCAUCCGAUGGAUGCCUCCAGAGAGCAUCAUGUACAGGAAGUUCACCACGGAGAGUGACGUCUGGAGCCUGGGGGUCGUGUUGUGGGAGAUCUUCACCUAUGGCAAGCAGCCCUGGUACCAGCUGUCCAACAACGAGGUGAUAGAGUGCAUCACUCAGGGCCGAGUCCUGCAGCGGCCCCGCACGUGCCCCCAGGAGGUGUACGAGCUGAUGCUGGGGUGCUGGCAGCGGGAGCCCCACAUGAGGAAGAACAUCAAGGGCAUCCACACCCUCCUUCAGAACUUGGCCAAGGCAUCUCCGGUCUACCUGGAUAUUCUAGGCUAGGGCCCUGCCCCCAGGCCGACCCUUCCCGACGUCGCACUCCUCAGACGGGCCGAGAGGAGGAACAUCUGUCACCUGCCGCUGGAAGCCCGAGCUGCUCUCCUUCACUCUGACAGUGUCAGCAGCAGAGACAGCGAGAAGCUCUCAGAGGGAAGCCGCGUGGACUUCUCCAUCCAUGGACGCAGCACUGACUUCUUUUUGGUAUUAUCUCUUUCUCUCUUUCCAUCUCCCUUGGUUUGUUCCUUUCUUUUCUUUUCCUUUCCUUUUUGUCUUUUCUUGGUCUUCCCUGCUUCACAGUUCGUGCCCUUUCUGUUGGAUCAAUCUGGCUUCUGCAUUACUAUUAACUCUGCAUAGACAAAGGCCUUAACAAACCUAAUUUGUUAUAUCAGCAGACACUUCGGUUUGCCCACCACAACUAACAAUGCCUUGUUGUAUUCCUGCCUUUGAUGUGGAUGAAAAAAAGGGAAAACAAAUAUUUGACUUAAACUUUGUCACUUCUGCUGUACAGACAUGGAGAGUUUCUAUGGAUUCACUUCUAUUUAUUUAUUAUUAUUACUGUUCUUAUUGUUUUUUGGAUGGCUUAAGCCCGUGUGUGAAAAGGAAAACUUGUGUUCAAUCUGGGAAGCCUUUAUAUGUGGGAGAUUAAAACCAGAGAGAAAGAAGAUUUAUUAUAAACCGCUGUAUGGGAGGAACAAAGACAACCAUUGGGAUCAGCUGGCAUCAGUCCCUGCUUAGGAACAACCCAGCCACUGUUAGCUGGGAGGAAUGUAUUCGGCACCUUCCCCUGAGGACCUUUCUGAGGAGUAAAAAGACUGUUGAACUCUGUGCCAUGGACCAUUCUUUGCCCAUCACCAGAAAUACUAGCGUUCAGUAGAGAGAAAAGAUGGCUUCCGUGAGACACAAGAUGGCACAUCAUUUGCUUAGACACAGUCUUGUCUUUGUAGGUCGCCACGAUAGCACUGGUUUGUUGUUCAAGUGUUAUCCACUGAUCCUUUGUCAAGUUCAGUCAAGGUGGAUUUGUGUCCAGAGAUCAUUUCAGGGUCAGGUGGGAAAGCCACGGACGCGGAAAAGAUAGGACGAACUAUAAAUUCAGAGACAAGUUUCUCUUAUAUUGAACUUUUCAGAUAGCACUUCCCUCCGCCCCCCAACUUCUACUCCCACCAUCCUUUUAACUGUGCAAGCAAAAUUGUGCAUGGUCUUCGUGGAUUAAUACCUUGUGUGCAGAAACUACCACUCCAGACACAGUGCCCCUGAUAGGCAAAGCAGAUCCGUGAAAGGUAUGACUUACACAGUUAGGGGAAGCUCAUGGAGCCGAUUGGCUGAAGAUAAAUGUCUCUGCCUUGUAUGGUGGUGAUGGGUUUUAAUGAAUAUGGACCCUGAAGCGCGGAUACCCUCAUCCACGUGGAGCCCACAGGACUAUGGGGAGGGCAGAAUCAAUCCCUGUGGGAGAGGAAACCUCACCCUUAGCACAUCACAUGCGUUAAUGUUCAGUGUACACAGGCCAAGUCCCUUGCUCUGGGCUCUGGUUGGGAGAGUGGUUCAUUCCGAGUGUGCCCCACUGUCAGUAUGCUGUUUUUGUUUUCUUCACUCCAUUAAAAAAGUCAAAAUAAAAUUUUGGCACGGCAUGCCAAUGGGAGGCUGUGCCCAGACUGAGCACGGGAGGUGUGCUUCUGGGCAUAGUCAUUGGUUUUGCAAAAAGAAGGCGUAAAUUCAAAUAGAAAUUUACACUUAUUUGGAUGGUCAGAUAUACCAAGGAAGAAAAAUAUUUCUGUUCAUCAAGAAAACUUGCUACCCUCUGUGAGGGGAAUUUUGUUAAACUUGACAUCUUUAUAACAUGAGCUAGAUUGAAAGGGAGUGAUUUUAAUUCGUCUUAGGUCAUGUUAUUUCAUCUGUGUUUCUGAAGGUGCAAUAGCUCUGUUUUAGGUUUUGCUUGUGCCCGUUAAUUACUGGAACACCUUGUUGACCAUUAUAGGCUUUGAAAGCCAGUUCUCAACAAUUCAAAAAUGUAAAUUAACAGAGAACAAAAGGAAAUGCAGUAAGUAGCGUCUGUGGUCAAACUAGGGGGUUGGACAAUAUGAACCUUACGGUCCCUUCGAGUUCUGUGCUGGCCUAGGAGAGAUGGAGUUUGAGUUGUUUAUUCUCUUUGGCAGUGAAAAAAGUACCCCUCCAGAAUACAAAUAAUCAUCUAAUGAAAGCCAUAUCUCAAUGAUAUAUACGUGCACGUGUAUAUCCUAUUAAGGACCCACGGUACUGUUAAAACACUGUGGACUUCCAUGAAGCAAGAAGGAAGGGGCAGAUUUGUAUAAUCACUUUUCUAGAUUCCAUCAGCGAUGACCUGAAAGCCUAGGCAGGUUUGCUACCUGUGCAUGUCUGGCCAGCGGCUCGGGGGCAAGAAGCUGCAAGUUAUUUUAUUUUAAGAGAGCAAAGGAGGUACUACUUUAAGGGAUCAAAUUCAAGGAAGGCUGUGCAGUGUUAGGCAGAUGAGAAGAUGGGAACAUUCCAUUCCAGUUGUAUGCUUUCCUCUGAAAGCAAAAAGCAAAAAAAAAAAAAAAAAAUUCUCCUUAUACCUUCUGACAAGUCCCUCAAAGUCUUGAAAGGUUCUAUGCAAGUGCAAAGUUUUAUAGUUAUUUAUAUUAUUGAUUAUUAUUGUUUCCUCUGUUGUCUCAAGAGUAUGUGCUGACUUCAGAGACAUCUUGCAUUGAAAGAAUAUCGAUUGCUUUGAAGUAGCUGAAUGAGCCACAGAAUGUCUUAAAAUACCUGUCACUGUCCCUCCAAUACCCCCUUUUCUCCUGGUCUGAUUUUUAGAAAACUAAGUAGCAUCCUCAUUCUAAAAUGUAAUGGUCACCAAAUAUGGCCUGCCUUCAGAGACGCUGAAAACUACAGCAGUAGCAGUGAUAAACCUGACUCUCUAGUCCAGACCCAGCCUGACAAUCAUUUCCAUUUACAAUUUUUUAAAUAGUUUUCCAAACACUUUUCACACGUGUUAGCAAAUUAUUCCUGUUUUUUAAUAGGUGAGGAAAUUGAGACUCAAAGAAGCUCAGAUGCACGUUAGAAGUCUCCAGCUUAGCUUCUUCUGGCACCACUGGGACCUAAUCCAAGUACUCUGACUCUGAACUUCAUGAUUCUGUCCACUAGAAACCCUAAUAUUCAAACAAGCAUUCAGGAAAGAAAGCACACUAACAAAUUCCAAAAGCAGGGUGUGAAGUUAGAAGAACAAAUGGAAAUACAUGAGUUUACAAGCAGCUGAGAUAAUUGUGAUAUGUAAUCAUGCUCUUAGCUUCAGCUAAAUCCUUGUACACUGAACCAAUGUCAUAAUCAGGCUUAUUUAGAAAACACUUUAUGCUAUAAAAGAUUAUAUCAGAAUUCAUAUUAUACAUGUGUUCACAUCAGUGCUACCUGUGAUACUUUCAUGUAUUUAUAUAUGUGUUAUAAAUACUUGAUUUAUACAUAUACAAAUGCACAUACAUAGUGUGUUUGUGUUUAUGUAUAAAUUUAUAGGCAUACAAUAAUAGAGAUAAUUAUAAGUAGGGUGCGGUAUGAAUAAUUUGCUUAAAAUCUGCUAAAUAACCAAAACUUUGUAAUGUCAUGUUGCUGUUAGUGCUCCCAUUCUCCAUGUGGGUAGGACUACAUCACACUUUCCAACUCCGUGCAGUACUGCAUGGGUGGGAGGCAUAUUUAAAAUAAUGUGCUUCCCAAAACCACUGAAUAAAAGCCAUCCCACCACACUGAAUCCUUUCUCUGGUUCCUUGCAAAAGAAAAUGAGGACCGAAUUAGAUCAUUUUAUGUAAAGGUCCAGGAAAGGAAAAUGGAUUUUUUUGUUUUGUCUUUCUGCACAUUUGUGUUAUGCUCACCUUGUCCUCGUCCCACUGUGAUCCUUCACACUUGUGUUCAGAGUCUAAGCAUUCCAGGUGUAAAUUGGAAUGUUGGGAGCCCAGUGUCUCGAAGGCCAAUAGUGAGACGUCCAAGACCCCACGGCGAGAUGAGCUAGUCAGGGAUUCCCACAUCCGAGUAUGAAUGUACCAGCCAAGGGUGGAGAAUGCUGUCCUUUGCAAAGCGUCGUGACAAUAGGAUUUCUUGGUCAAGAAUGGGCUUUUUAUCUUUAUUUUACUUUCCUUUUUGCAAAUUGGACAGCCUAUUUCACCAAUAAUGUUAAAUUAUAUCUAAUCAAAUAAAUGACUGUAUUUACACACACACCUUCGAUUCUCUUGCUCCCCAAUCCCCCCCCCCCUUUCCUGUUUGAGGACUUUCAUUUUCAGUGUUGACCUUUGGUUUGGCCAUAUAUCACUGUUACAGAAAAUCCCAUGAGAGGAAUGGCCAGUGACCCAACUCCCCAAAUGUCUAAGUUAGUUAGUAGUUAAAGCCGAUUCUUUACAAUGCUUAAUUGGAAUGUGGACACUCUGAGGUUGUGAUAGCUUGCACAUGAAUUUCAAAUAUUAUUCUAAAGCAUUAAGGGUGGGAAGGAUUUAUAGUUUAAAAUGACAGUGCAGGAAGGGAUAUUUUCUUGUUGUCAGGGCUGGAAUGAAUCACUGCUGCUCAAGUGAGAGGUUCUGGAAUAUCCUUAGUUUUUGUAUUUCUUCCCCUUCUUUUCCCUUGACCUUUAUUUAUUGAAUUAUGUGUUUAUUUAUUUACUUAUUUAUCUAUUUUUGCUCCAUUCAUCACAAACACAAAGCAAAGCAAAAAAUAUAUAUAUGUAUGUAUAUGUGUUGCAGGCAAAACACUGUGAAUUUCACAACCACCACCAAGCAACUAUUUUGCCAUCUUAACAUAUGUCUCAGGAGAUGAAAUGGGAAAAGAUGGGGAUGUCAUUUUUCAGUCUAUGCGUUCGAGGCCAGGUCCACGUUUAUUUUCUUUCUUUGGUCCAUGCAUUAAUGAAAAUGAUCCUGAGUGAAGGUUGGCUGAAUGUUCAACAUAAUGGAGCAAGCAUAACAAAAAGCUGUGAAUAGCCACGUGUUUGAAUAGGAAAAAAAAAAUUGGAGAAAAUGAAAUGUAAUGUAAAGGCCUACAUCUUGCAGCUUGUAUAUCUUACUAUUGCUUUAAAAAUGUAUAAAACAGCUGGAAAUGUUUUAAAUACAAGGUCUUUGAAUUAAAUGUGGAUUUUAAAAUAUGUAAUCCCUUGAACUAUGACCAAAUUAUGGUGAACUAUUGCUCCCUGUGUUCCUUGAUCAUUACCUGUGACUUACAAAUCUGCCUGGAGAUGUGGACACUCUGCAUUUGCUGCUGUAUCUGGAGAGAUGUUUGUAUAUAUCCAGGCCGUAUACACACACACACUUCAAUAUCUCUCUGCAGAUAUAUUUCCCCUUCAAUAGUGACCUGGUAUUUGGAACUCUCUAUCUUUUCAUCUGGUUUCUUUUCCUUUUAAUGUGACGUCUCUGUGCCAAUACUUACCAGUUCUUGUUUUGCAAUCUGUUUUGAGGUCCAUUGCUUUACUAAGACCCACUGCAUCUUGGCUGAUUUCAAAGUGACACCUGAAUACAGUGUUUCAAAAAAAAAAAAAAAAAAAAGUUUCGUUUGUAAAUCAUGUGACCAGCUUCUCUCAACCUGACAUGGAAAGUCUCUUGUACUACAGUGUAUUUAAUAAAAAUGAUGUCUUACAAUAAAUAACAUCCUCCAAAAGA